CUUUACAUACAUAUAAUGAUUGUAUGUUUUAAAAUUUUAGAUGCAUUUACUCAAGAGGAUGUUCAACUUUCUUGGUUAUCUGAUAAUCCUGUGAUGGAUCAAGUACAGAGUACAAAAAGUGUCUUACUUAAGAAAUCUGAAACAGUCGCGUAUUACGUGAUAGAUUCAGGUGGUAAUUUUUCUACAUUGACCACGAUAUUGAACAUCAAAAGGAAUUGUCCGGCAAACAAUACAAUUAUAGGUACUCCAAUUGUUCUAGUUGUGAUUAGUACAUUUUCCCUUCUGUUCGAUGAUAACUUUACACCAAGGAUUACACUUUGCGGGGCUGCUAUGACAACAAUCAUUAUGCACUGGGCAGGGAUAUAUAAUAAGGUCCAACCGGUUGCAACUUUGUUAUGGCUCGACAAUUGGAUGUUUGGAAAUCUUAUUGCCGUCGGGUGCAUUAUUUUAUAUACGGCGAUACGUCACCACGUCU
Molecule: messenger RNA, 475 nt
Organism: Ruditapes philippinarum (Manila clam)
Lineage: Eukaryota; Metazoa; Mollusca; Bivalvia; Venerida; Veneridae
Exons: 2
Source: RefSeq, a predicted model, not a curated record